Molecule: messenger RNA, 2568 nt
Organism: Megalopta genalis
Lineage: Eukaryota; Metazoa; Arthropoda; Insecta; Hymenoptera; Halictidae
Product: bis(5'-adenosyl)-triphosphatase enpp4
Source: RefSeq, a predicted model, not a curated record
GAUAAUGAGCUACAUAUUUUAUUAGAGGCCACGUUGGAGGCGUCAUCACAAAUAAUGUGAUAUAGAAAAUUGCGAUAUUGACCUCCAAUAGUGCUAGAUAUGUAUGUAGUAGAAACUGGUUAUCAUUUGAGUAAUUGGUCCUAUCUGCUGAUAAGAAAAUGCGUCAACUAACAAUUAAAUAAAUAUUUCACCAAAUUGUUGUCGAAUUCAUGCACUAGGCGCACCGCAGUUUACAAUAUAUAACAUUAUACAUACAUACGUACACUGAUUUAAGAUUCGCGCACUCGAAAGUGUUGUCAUUUCUCUUUAAUUUUAUGGUUCAUGAGAAAUAACUGAUCACCAUUUGGCAAAUAGUGCUACAGAAGGAUUGGCAAACGUUUCACGUUCUUGUCAUGUUGGACUAACAGCUGGAAAACUGUGGCCUUUGUGGUUUGGUGAAUUUUUCGAAACGUGACCGACAGAAAUACAUUCAUGCGCGUGAUUCGAUAAGUUUGUUUAGGGGAACGAAUUUCUGAUAACCGGAAACGAAUAAAUUGUCUGUCAAAGUUAUCACUGUCACAAACACUGUUUUAUUUCGAAAUAUAAAUGAAACGAUACUCGCAAAUCUUUUACAACCAUAGGAAAAAUCGUGCAAUAACUGUUCUUUAAACAGAGCAACUUUGUUCUUCGUCGGACAACGAACAUAUUAGUAGAAAAUUAUCAUCAUGAAUGCUGUAGUGACAUUUACUUUAAUAUUUAUUGUUUUACUUAAUGCCAGAUAUGGAUUGUUGAUAUCGCAACAUCCAAAACUAUUGGUGGUAUCUUACGAUGCUUUCAGAUAUGACUACUUCAAUAAGAAUCUGACACCUUUCAUGAAGAAAUUGAAACAUGAAAGCACCUAUGCAGAUUAUAUAAUGAAUAUCUUUGUCACAAAAACUUUUCCCAAUCAUCACAGCAUGGCCACAGGAUUAUAUGCAGAAACACAUGGUGUAGUAGACAGCGUGUUCUAUGACCCUGUUUCUGGGAACACUACCAAAUACUCUUACAAUUUAUAUCAUUAUAACAACCGAGUGCUUCCUAUAUGGACUGUUAACGAGAAGGCAGGAGCACAAAGGAGAAGUGGCACAAUGAUGUGGCCUGGUGGAAUUUAUGAAUAUCAAGGAAUCUCACCCACAUUUGCGCAUAAUUUCAACGAGACUACACCUUGGGAAGAGAGAAUAGACACUUUGUUAUCAUGGUUCAUUCAUCCCAAUCGUCCAAUAAACUUUGGUAUAUUGUAUAUCGAAGAACCAGAUUUCCAUGGUCAUAUCUAUGGGAUAAAUGGUCCUGUGUUUGACAACAUUCUGAGGAAAUUAGACAACAUAACAAAGUAUUUGCAUCAUAAAAUAGAACAACAUGGUUUGCAUGAUUUAAACGUUGUUCAUUUAAGCGAUCAUGGUAUGGCAGCUGUUAAGUUGGACAGGAUAAUAGAUCUAACAAAGUAUAUAAACAGUUCUGACUAUAAAUUCGUGGGUACUUCGCCGGGUUUACACAUUUUUCCUAAUCCUGGUAAAGCAGAUGCUAUUUAUCAAGCAUUGAAAGAAGCUGCAGAAAAAACAAUGACGUUCAAGGUCUAUAAGAGAGAAGAGAUUCCUCAAAAGUACCAUUACGGAAACAAUACUCGUGUUGGUCCGAUUUUUGUUAUUGCAGAAGUGGGAUAUGCGUUCCAGAAUCUACUCGAAACCAUAGAUUAUUAUAAGAAGACGUACAAUAUUACAGUAAACAGUGAGUCAGAGUUUGGUUUGCAUGGCUACGACAACGCGGCGCGAGAAAUGCAUCCAUUCUUCUUCGCAAAAGGUCCUGCAUUUAUGCCUAAGUGCAAACUGAAACCUUUUAACAAUAUAGAUCUAUUCCCUCUAUUUUGUAAGAUACUCGAUGUAGAGUGCCCUGCGGUAAAUGGUACUUUAUCACAUAUGACUAAGUGCCUUAAGAAGCAUCAAGAGGAUGUAACAGUAAUUGCUUACAGAAUGAUAACCAUAGCUACUACUAUCUCGAUGACGUUGGUGGGAAUCAUAGCAGCGAUAGUAAUGUUUUAUAUAAAGAAACGUCGAUUGGGUACAAGGAGUUACGGGACAUAUUAUCCAGUGGUUGGAUAAUAUGUGAAAUAUAAGAGGCUGUAGAUGAAAUCUAUAUACAUAUUUCGUAUUACACAUAUGAUAGUUAAAUCGAAUGGAUUCAAAAACGAAUUUUAAAAAAGCUGAUAUACUAUGAAAUAGUAUCACUACCAAAGAAUAAAUAAAGGCAAUUUCGAUUUUAUUUCCAACAGAUACAGUCUUAUUUUUCCAAACUAAAAGAUAGCAAUAUAUUCAAGAAUCGAGUCUUGUUUUUUAAAUAAACAAUAAAUUAUGUACUAACCCGCUAGUCGUAAUAAUCAAAGAUAAACUUUCAAAACUCUUAUAGAAGAGUGUACGAUUUUGUGCUAAUUUUCAUUAGGAAGUUAUUGAUAGCUAUCUAAGUAAAAUAUACAGGCACGUUCUGAAUCAAUCAAUUAUACAUUGAACUAAAAGUAAUGUCUUUUAACUAGAACAAAAUAAAGAAAUUUCUCAUUUA